Molecule: messenger RNA, 1188 nt
Organism: Epithele typhae
Lineage: Eukaryota; Fungi; Basidiomycota; Agaricomycetes; Polyporales; Epitheliaceae
Product: Quino protein amine dehydrogenase
Exons: 1
Coding region: 1-1188 (395 amino acids)
Molecular function (GO): protein binding
Source: RefSeq, a predicted model, not a curated record
AUGUGGAGAACACGCUUCACAACUUACGGAGCUGCAACCAACCUCAGUUGCCUUGUAGUGAGCUCCCAUGGAAACUGGGCAGCAAGCAUCGCGCAUAAGGGUACCGACACUGCGACGGAGCUCAUCAUCUGGGAUACGGAGCCGGGCAUCCCCGUACUCACCGAGUGGUAUGAAGAACACCACCCUGGCGGUUACGAGCCCCAUUGCGUUGCAUUUUCACCCGACGAGACGCAAUUCGCGUUUGCUUCCCCCACAGCCAUCCACGUGUACUCUCUCCCCCUUGCGACCGGGUCUACGAUAUCCAGAAAUAUCCCCCAGAGAAUCGGGCGCCUUCCACUGGACGCUACAGACACGCGUUUUGUCGGGGUUCUCUGGUCGCUGGACGGCACACAGAUAUUUGUUCAAGACGCCCUGGCUCGAGUGCAUGUCUGCGACGCUUCGAGCUUCGCGCAUCUCCGCUCGCUCCUCGUACCAUCUUCCGAACUGGCCGAGAUUCAGCGCGAGAGCCGCUUCGAUCGGUCUUAUGGUUUAUCCGCAGUCGGUCAUCAUAUUCUUUCAACUCUACGAUCCCGGGACGACGAGGAGAAGAGCUAUAUCUUUGCUUGGGAUUCGAGCACUGGGACCUGCCGUUACAAGUCGACCGACAGCCAGAGCCCUAUUCUCAGCAGUAAAUUGUGGAGUGGAACACAAGGGGAAGAUCAGUUGCAUAUCAUCUCAGUACACAAGGAUGGAACUCUGCGCAAAUCGAAGGUCACACCAACAGUCGAGGACACUCCCAUCGUCAUGCAGUUGUUCUCGAAAAGCAGUAAACGCUUCCCUUCCUCACCCUUCACCGCCGACGGUGCUCAUCUCCUAGUGCCGCUGGACCCCCAGUCAUUGUCGGUGGUGGACACGAUGACCGGGUCCACGCUUUUUCGUCUCCGUCGUGCCCGGGGUAUCUAUGGCAUGGAGUGGUCCGCAGAUGGGCAGACGGCAAUAUUUGAGGCCGAAGAAAACGUGAUCUUUACCUGCUGGAUCUGGAACAUCGAAGAGGGUACCACAAAGGCCGUCUUUCGGUGGCCAGACGGUCGCAGGUUUGGCCUACUCGGGAUUUCCGCAGACGGGUCGAUGGUCGGAUUCUCGAACUAUCUAGGAGAUGUUGUUUUCCGCCGUGUCAGUGACCUCAUGGCCUCUGCUUUGUACCUGUAG